Molecule: messenger RNA, 454 nt
Organism: Zingiber officinale
Lineage: Eukaryota; Viridiplantae; Streptophyta; Magnoliopsida; Zingiberales; Zingiberaceae
Product: villin-4-like
Exons: 3
Coding region: 212-454 (80 amino acids)
Biological process (GO): actin filament severing
Molecular function (GO): actin filament binding
Source: RefSeq, a predicted model, not a curated record
GAGCGAAGUUGCGAUAUGUAUAUAUUUUUGUUUCCUCUCCUACCCCUUUGUUUACGGGUCGCGAUAGGUGUUGCUGUCGCAUUCAAUUUUUAAUUCUGAAAAAAACUGCGACGGGAUUGUUAGUUGUUGACAUUAUUUCCGAGUUCUCCACCCAUCUCAGGAACUGAUCUGGUUUCUGAGUUUAUCUCCGUGAUUGUUUUGGUGUGUCGGGAUGUCGAGAACUGAGGCUCGGGCUAAGAAUCCUCUUGCUGGUGGCUUGAAGCCAAAACCAAGCAGUUCUCCACAUAUGGCAGUCUCCAUGAAAAAUGUUGAUUCAGCUUUUCAUGGAGUUGGGCAAAAAGCUGGACUGGAGAUAUGGCGUAUUGAGAACUUUUGCCCAGUCACUGUACCAAGUUCUUCACAUGGAAAGUUCUUCACUGGAGAUUCAUACAUAGUUUUGAAGGUAUUUUGCUAA